Messenger RNA from Prunus armeniaca (apricot), 1575 nucleotides. The record is from the annotation of a GenBank genome assembly. NCBI's taxonomy places the organism in Eukaryota, Viridiplantae, Streptophyta, Magnoliopsida, Rosales, Rosaceae.
AUGGGAGACUACAACAACAACAACAACAACAACGAUGCCUUCAUGCGCAGCCAAAACGCCGCCGUUCAGGGCCGAACCAAGGCCCAGAACCGCGCUAAUGUUCUUCAGCUCAAACUGAUUGGUCAGAGUCACCCCACUGGUUUAACAACUAACCUUUUGAAGCUGUUUGAGCCUCGACCACCGUUGGAUUUUAAACCGCCUCCAGAGAAAAGAAAAUGCCCACCCUUGACAGGGAUUGCGCAAUUUGUGAGUAAGUUUGCGGAGCCAGGAGAUCCUGAAUAUACCGCGCCUGUCCAAAAGGGCGAAACUCCUACACAAAGAAGGGCUCGGAUACACCAGUUAAGGCUUGACAAGGGUGCAGCAAAGGCUGCAGAAGAGCUAGAGAAAUAUGAUCCAAAUAAUGACCCAAAUAUUUCUGGAGAUCCAUAUAAGACUUUGUUUAUCGCUAGACUGAAUUAUGAGUCAACUGAGAGCAGAAUCAAAAGGGAGUUUGACGUUUAUGGUCCAAUCAAACGGGUUCGAUUGGUUUCUGACAAAGAAACAAAUAAACCUAGAGGUUAUGGAUUCAUUGAGUACAUGCAUACACGGGAUAUGAAAGCUGCAUACAAGCAAGCUGAUGGGAGGAAGAUUGAAGGCAGAAGGGUUCUUGUAGAUGUUGAACGUGGGAGGACAGUCCCAAACUGGCGUCCUCGCCGACUGGGUGGUGGGCUUGGGACCACCAGAGUUGGAGGUGAAGAAGUUAAUCAGAGAUAUUCAGGAAGGGAGCAAGUACAAUCAGGAGGACAACCCCGGUCCGAGGAGCCAAGGGUACGCGAGGAGCGGCAUGUAGACUUGGAUAGAGAAAAAUCCCGUGAAAGGGGAAAAGAGAAAGACAAGGAGAGAGAACGGGAGAAGUCCCGUGAGCGCUCCCGUGAACGCUCCCAUGACAAGCCUAGGGAUCGUGAUCACAGGGAAGAUAGGCACCACAGAGAUCGUGAUAGACCCAGGGACAGGGACCGGGAUAGGGAUAGGGAAAGAGAUCGUGGUCGUGAUCGUGAUCGAACUCGUGAGCGAGGACGUGAUCGUGGCCGUGACUAUGAGCGUGAUCGAGAAACUAGGGAUCGUGAUCGCGAUCGCCCUCGAGAAAGAGAUAGGGAUUAUGAAGUUGGGGACCCUGAGCAUGAUCGUGGCCGUUCCCGUGACAAGGAAUCUGAUUAUGACCACCGUACUGAAUCAAAACAUGAGAGGGACCGACAUGGUGAAAGGGAACGGGAUUAUGACCGCACUGCCCAGGAAGAUGGCCAGGGGUGGUUUGAACAACCUGAACAUGGCCAUAGGCACUCAGACCCUGACCAGGAUGCUGAGCCCUAUGAACAUCAUCGUAGCCAGUAUGAUCAAUUGGAUGUCCAGCAUGACCAUGACCGUUACAAACAAUAUCCUGAUCGCGGGCAUGAUCGCUAUGAUCGAAUGGAGGAGGAUGAUUACCAUUAUGAACAAGCACCAGUUGAGUCCCGCGAAAGGGAUAGGGAUGGAGAUGUGGAGCGAGAUUAUCGGAGGUCAUCUAGAUCACUCUCUCGGGAUUAUAGUGAAUAUUAA